GGCUGGUGGAUGAGUUGUGCCCCCGGGGUAAAGGCUGGGCGAACUCGAAGGCCCACCAAGAACAACCCACAGCAGAAUCUUCGACAGGAUGACCAACAACCCACCCGAAGAAGCAUCAAACUCAUCACCAUCAGACAGCUCGAUCUCAAGCCAAUCACCACCAGCCAACUCAGAGAGACCAACCCACACAACAGGGGAUGGCCAGGACCCAGCAAACGACUGUCGCGCGCCGAUCAGAUUGAGGAAGGGGACCCGGUAUGAGGAUGUCUAUCCGAGCACGCUUGCCUCGUCGGAGAACAAUCAUGGCCCGUCGAGCUCCCUGCACCUGGCCAGCCCCGAGUCGCCCUUCCAGCUCCAGGAAUACAUCGCCGAUCUGGUCCGUGCCGACCCGCAUGCGGUGGACAGGAUCAUCUCGCCGCCCAGUCCACUGAUCCCGCGCGAAGUCUGGGUCUACGAACAGCUCCGUCGCAUCGCGCUUGACCUCAGUUAUCCGCUCGUCUGCGCCCUCCAGGCAGACUGCAACCGCGAUAAAUGUCCGGAAAUGAAGGCCGGCGAAUGGCUCUAUCUCUGUGCCGCUCAUGCGACCGCCAACGAGAACCAAUGCUGUGCGAUCGAUUACAUAGUCCAUACCCUUGACGGGGCAACCGCGCUCCUCAACUCGGCCCGAUACUUCCCAAGCCGCUUGCAGAUCCCGUCGAGCUCGAACAAGCAUUUCACGUCGAUCGCCAGAAGAUUGUAUAGGAUCUUGGCCCAUGCUUGGUUUCACCAUCGCGAACUGUUCGAGGAAUGUGAAAUGGAGACGAGCUUGUAUGCACGGUUCAUGGGCUUGACAGACCAGUUCGAGCUGAUCCCGGAAGACCUGCUAGUGAUCCCACGAGGGAUCGAAGGAGAGAGUGAUCGUCACGAUGAAGAGGAUGAGUCGCCGCAGGACGACGGCUCCGAGGAGCGCGUCGAGGAGACCUUACCCACCACGCCUGACGACCAGCACCAACAAGGCUCGUUGGAUCAGCAGCAGCAGCAGCAUCUGGCCCCUAAUCCUAUCGUCGACCUCCUUCUGCGCGCCUCUGAUAACCCCGCCAUUCUCGACUCUUUGGUCGAUAAACCCGAGUUGGAAAAUGGCCAUGUAGAACUCUCUACUACAUGAUCCUCUCGCGCUCUCGCUCUCUCUCUCUCUUGGUCUGUUGAUCACUCUUUGCUGAUCAUUUGUCUGGAUCAUAGCCGGCCAAUCAUCUGGAACCUUCCUUUCUUUCAUUUCGUCUGUAAUCCUUGCUCCCUUUCUAUCGUUCUUGCUCUUGAUUAUCAUCUUGCUUCCGUUCUCCCCUUUCUCUUCCAGUUAAACCUGAUCUUUGCCUUUUGAUGAGUCUGACAUUAAGAAGAGUGGGAAAAAACGUCGUAGUGAUUUGCGGUACGGUGCUUGAAAUGACCUCUGAUAUGAAUAUAAGAAACUUGGAAAGUUAGUGUCUAGGAUCUCAACUGAAGAUGGUCGUCUGGGUUGGAUUCAUCACGAGUCAAGACUGCGGAGACUUUUUUGUUACGUAUUUGGUUACAUAUCGCUAGUGCAGUG
This is a messenger RNA of Puccinia graminis f. sp. tritici CRL 75-36-700-3, 1564 nucleotides long. RefSeq lists its product as uncharacterized. The coding region runs from base 89 to 1144 and encodes 351 amino acids. The record is from RefSeq and is a predicted model, not a curated record. Gene Ontology annotation, cellular component: cytoplasm. The transcript has 4 exons. Lineage: Eukaryota; Fungi; Basidiomycota; Pucciniomycetes; Pucciniales; Pucciniaceae.